Molecule: messenger RNA, 1158 nt
Organism: Penicillium verrucosum
Lineage: Eukaryota; Fungi; Ascomycota; Eurotiomycetes; Eurotiales; Aspergillaceae
Product: alkene reductase
Exons: 3
Coding region: 1-1158 (385 amino acids)
Molecular function (GO): NADPH dehydrogenase activity; FMN binding
Source: RefSeq, a predicted model, not a curated record
AUGGGUUCAAUCGCAGUCAACGAUCCCUUGUUCGAGUCUCUCCGUCUGGGCGCUCUCACUCUUAAGCACCGCGUUAUUUUGGCACCCCUGACGCGUAUGAGAGCGGGAAAGGAGUCUGAGGGUGUUUAUGUUCCCAAUGAGCUUAAUGUCGAGUACUACUCGCAGCGGGCUUCAGAGGGAGGGUUUAUGUUGACCGAAGCUACUCCGAUUAGCAGACAUGCUGCGGGAUACCCAGGUGUCCCUGGUAUCUUUACUUCCUCGCAGAUCGCUGGCUGGAAGAAGGUUACCGAUGCUGUGCAUGUUAAGGGUGGCUAUAUAUACUGUCAGCUGUGGCAUGUUGGUCGCGCCACUGUUUCCUCCUUCAUUGAAGGAAAGGAAGUUCUUGGAGCCAGUGAGAUCCCAAUCAGCGGAAACGCACUUGAUGGGUCUGAGUACGCUGCUUCACCACCCCGUGCCAUGACUAUUGAAGAAAUCCAAGAUACAGUGAAGGAGUAUGUUGGUGCAGCAAAGCGAGCCCGUGAGGCCGGAUUCGAUGGUGUUGAGGUUCACGGUGCCAAUGGAUAUCUUCUUGACCAAUUCCUCCACGACAAUGUCAACACCCGCACCGACAAAUAUGGUGGCAGCAUCGAAAAGCGAUCUCGCAUCAUCCUCGAAGUCCUCAAAGCAGUCAGUGCCGAAAUAGGAGCCGACCGCGUCGGCAUCAGGUUGUCGCCCUACAAUUAUUUCCAGGACACACGGGAUUCAAACCCAAAUGCCAACUGGCUCGCGCUGUGUUCGUUUAUUGCCGGACUUCCCGAGGAAUCGCGGCCCGCAUACGUGCACAUGGUCGAGCCUCGCUUCGACGAGGUUAUGGAUGAAGCGGCCAAGAUUGACUCCCUGGCCUCGGAUAAGCCUUCACUGGAUGUGUUCCGCCUGACGCUGAAAAAGUCAGGCAUCUCUCUUCCGGCAGCUGGAACCUUCAAUUCUGAAAAUGCGGGUUCUAAGCUUGCAGCUGAUGGAGCGGAUGCUGUCGUGUUUGGUCGUUAUUUCAUCUCGAACCCUGACCUGCCACGUCGGUUGAAGGAGGGUUUGCCCUUGACUCCUUACGAUCGUACGACAUUCUAUGGUGCUGAUCCCGCUGAGAAGGGUUAUACUGAUUAUGCUUUCUAUACCAAAUAG